Pomacea canaliculata is the source of this 1222-nucleotide messenger RNA. RefSeq names its product galactosylgalactosylxylosylprotein 3-beta-glucuronosyltransferase 3-like. The record is from RefSeq and is a predicted model, not a curated record. Gene Ontology annotation, molecular function: galactosylgalactosylxylosylprotein 3-beta-glucuronosyltransferase activity. Bases 69 to 452 code for a protein of 127 amino acids. Gene Ontology annotation, biological process: chondroitin sulfate proteoglycan biosynthetic process; carbohydrate metabolic process. The transcript has 4 exons. Gene Ontology annotation, cellular component: Golgi membrane. Lineage: Eukaryota; Metazoa; Mollusca; Gastropoda; Architaenioglossa; Ampullariidae.
UGUACUUCGCUGAUGACGACAACACCUACGACCUGAGAGUUUUUGAUGUGGUUCGAAACACGACCAAGAUGAGCACAUGGAAGGUCGGUAUUGUGGGCGGACUGUUGGAAGAAGGACCAGUCUGUGUGAAUGGAAAGGUAAUCGGGUGGACGACUGGGUUUUCUCCUAGGAGAAAGUACCCCAUAGACAUGGCAGCCUUUGCUGUUGGCCUUGACCUUCUCGCUCAGGAGCCAGGUGCAAACUUUAGUCACACGUCAGAGUCGGGACACCUGGAGACAGACUUUAUAACUUUGCUUAACGUCUCGUCGCCAGACAUCACCACAGCUCCAGACGGCAACUGCUCCAGGGUUCUGGCGUGGCACACCAAGACAGUACUUCCGGAGGUCGACGGGACGCCUGUGUUCGUUGUCAACAGCGAGCGUCAGGAGGAUCGUGCGGAGAAACUUCAAUGAUCUACUCACAUCACGAUUACUGACCUUACUGUUUGCACUUGGUGGACACUUACACACUGUCUCGCUAGUAUUGUCAAGUUGACUACAAAACCGAAAGCUAGAGAACCUAUUAGAACUAAUUGAAUAGACAUUUUUCUCUCUCUCUUUCUCCAUUAACAUUUUAAUCAAUGGAGUUUAUUUUUUGUCUAGUUUGUUGAAAACAAGCAUAAAAGAUUUUAUAAGAUUUUAUAAAAGGAAAUAAAAAUCCCUUAAAAAUAACGAAUGGCAGAGUGCAUCAUGCAGUACACAGAAUACUAGUGUAUAAAAGAUGGAGCUAAUAGUAAGGUUUGCACCAGCAGUUCCUGACCUCACUCUACUAUGAAACUGAACCUACUUAUCAUAAUAUCUGUAGUCACGUCACUUGGCUUUCUUAAUAUAUUAUUACCUGUAGUCACGUAACUUGAUGUUCUUAAUAUAUUAUUAUCUGUAGUCACAUCACUUGAUGUUUGCAGUGUUUUACAUUAUCUGUAGUCACGUAACUUCAUGUUCUCAGUACUGUAUUAUUACCUGUAGUCAUGUCACUUGAUGUUCUCAGUAGUGUGUUACUGCCUGUAGUCAACAAAUGUCUAUAAAUCAAGUCCAGUCCCAUCUAUGGUACAACAUCACAAGCUGUUUAUGUUACAUUUGACUGAGAUGUCAGUCGGUUGUUAAGUUUAUCAGGUUUGGUGCGAUUAAAUAUUUUCUGUCAUUCCUUUCAGGGUGAUAGCUCUACACUACAGUUUUGUUUCGAU